UUUCGGUAGCAAAGCUGCGACGAGCCUCCCUUGUAAUUAUGACAUCUAUUUAAUGUAAGGGUGAGAUCUGUUUGCUGUUGUCUUUGGUAGGUUGUGCGGUUGGAAAAUACGGUUGUGGGCUACGGUGCGUUCUAAGUCACUUGCUGUGUAAUUCAACAGCCCGAUGUGUCAGCGUAAAGGCACUGCAGCGGGACUGGAGACGGGACAGUAGAGUCCUUAGUACUGGUCUCUCCAUACAGGCUGGGGGGCUGAGUGUUUAUUUGCUUUUUUACCCCACAGAAUGAUGGUUGACAGAACUGCGCUGUAUCUACAGUGCUAAAGGAGAAAGCAAGCAGGAGUGGUCACCAUGGCGAGCAACAUUCCAACGCCGACGAACACAGAGGCCCAGCGAUCCACGUUUUUUUGCCCGCUGUGCCUUAGCAACUAUCCUCUGGCAGCAACAAGCAAACUGCAUGCAUGCGACUGUGUCUUCUGCACUUCGUGUUUGCAAGAGUAUGCACAACUGGCAGUUCGAGAGGGCGGGGGUGCCCCUAUCACCUGCCCUGCCAUGCCAUGCCUGAGGAACGGAAUCCUGCUGGACUCAGAGAUCACAGACUUUGCUCCAGACCAAGUUCAGCUCUACCAACGGCUCAGGUUCGAAAGAGGGGUGCACCAUGACCCCACUAAGGCCUGGUGCCCAGUGUUGGAGUGCCAGGCAGUGUGUGCCAUCAGGCCCAGCCCAGAGGGCCAGCUCACGCCCGUGCCAUGCCUGGCCUGUUGUGCAGUCUUCUGCUCACUGUGCAGGGGGCCCUGGCAAGAUGGGCACACCUGCCCGGAGAGUCAGCCACUGACGUCACUGCCAGACCCAGGGGGCAGCAUCCACCUCGGCAGUGAGCCCGCGGCCGUGAAGCAGUGCCCUGUGUGCGGUGUCUACAUCGAGCGGAACCAGGGCUGCGCCCAGAUGCUGUGCAAGAGCUGCAAACACACCUUCUGCUGGCACUGCCUCCAGAACCUGGAUGGUGACAUAUUCCUGCGACACUAUGACAAGGGGCCAUGCAGGAACAAGCUUGGACACUCCCGAGCCUCUGUCAUGUGGAACAGAACACAGGUGGUGGGUAUCCUGGUGGGCGUGAGCAUCAUCGUGCUGGUGACCUCUCCUCUGCUCCUCCUGGCCUCACCCUGCAUUGUGUGCUGCGUCUGCAAGCCCUGUGGAGGCAGCAAGAAGAAGAAGAAGAAUAAUGACCUCAGUCUACGUGAUUCCGCUGUAUAGAAAUGGACGCUACCACCACCCCGCCCUCUCACUCCUGCCCCUCCUCCUCCAAGCCCACGUGCUAAUUUUACACAACCUUUAAUAGACCGGUUUUGCUGGAUACAGAAGUGCCUACUACAUCGUGCCUGAUGUGUAAUGGUCCAGAUUUGCCUUCCAUUCUAUUAUGUUAAGAUAAACAAAUAGCUACACAAUACAUAGAACCACAAGAACAAGUAAAUUAAGUGCUAGAUAAAUGGCAGACAUUAUUUCAUGUUGUGAAAGUGGGUACUGCAUUACUUUCUGAAUUGGAUGCUGGGUUAUAUUAAUCUAAGCUAGUAUCUAAUUCAGUAAAUAAUGUGGCCAUCAGCAGUUCCUGCAUUAAAAUCAUUCCUGGCACAACUUUUCAUGAUUACAGUAGGUUUUCAAUGCCAAAGGCCAAUGGUGUGUGCGUGUGUGUGAAUGCAUAUGGCGUGCUAUAUUGUUUAUAGUAUUCUGUUCUUUGUUUAUGUAUCAAAUAUUUUGUACUGUCCUUCUGAAUCAAAUAAAUGCCAUGUAUUGACUUUGCAAAUA
Messenger RNA from Conger conger (European conger), 1798 nucleotides. It is a transcript of the gene rnf144b, whose product is annotated as ring finger protein 144B. Gene Ontology annotation, biological process: protein polyubiquitination; positive regulation of proteasomal ubiquitin-dependent protein catabolic process; ubiquitin-dependent protein catabolic process. The record is from RefSeq and is a predicted model, not a curated record. NCBI's taxonomy places the organism in Eukaryota, Metazoa, Chordata, Actinopteri, Anguilliformes, Congridae. Bases 347 to 1249 code for a protein of 300 amino acids. Gene Ontology annotation, cellular component: cytoplasm; mitochondrial membrane; ubiquitin ligase complex. The transcript is spliced from 8 exons. Gene Ontology annotation, molecular function: ubiquitin protein ligase activity; zinc ion binding; ubiquitin conjugating enzyme binding.